Molecule: messenger RNA, 1518 nt
Organism: Enterobius vermicularis (human pinworm)
Lineage: Eukaryota; Metazoa; Nematoda; Chromadorea; Rhabditida; Oxyuridae
Source: the annotation of a GenBank genome assembly
AUGGACGUAUCUGACGAGAUUGAUUAUAAUGGACCUACGAGGCUGAAUAAGCGGAAAUUGGUCGCUGUUUUUAUACUCCUAGUUGCCAAUCUUUUGAAUUAUAUGGAUAGGUUUACUAUCGCUGGAGUUUUGACUGAAUUACAAGCAUACUUUCAAAUUGUUGGAGAUGACUCAAGCGCAGGUUUACUUCAGACCAUAUUUAUUGUAUUCUAUAUGCUGUUUUCUCCACUGUUUGGCUACUUGGGUGAUCGGUACAACCGAAAGAUCAUAUUAAGCUCUGGAAUCUCUUUUUGGAUUAUGGCAGUUUUCGUUUCUACUUUACUGUCGCGCUCGCAGUUUUAUCUAUUUAUGUUCUUUCGCGGGAUUGUUGGUAUUGGAGAAGCAUCCUAUUCAACUGUAGCUCCUAGCAUUAUAGCAGACUUGUUCAGAGGUUCAUCUAGGAGCGUCGCUCUUUCCGUAUUCUAUUUUGCUAUCCCGUUGGGAAGUGGCCUUGGGUUUGUUCUUGGUUCUAACGUUUCUUUAUGGUUUGGAGCUUGGCAGUGGGGUGUUCGCUUAACAUCGGUAUUGGGUGUAGUUUGUCUUGCGCUAAUUAUUUUUGUUUUGGAAGAACCGGCACGCGGCGAAGCUGACCACGCCCAUGUUGAAACUAGCACCUUUUUGGGGGACAUAGUUUAUCUUUCAAAAAUCAAAACUUAUGUUUUUUCAACUAUUGGGUUUACAUCUAUUGUCUUUCUUGUGGGAGCUCUUUCGUGGUGGACCCCUGCGCUGAUGGAACAUGCCUGGUCUUUACGCCAUGGUACUAGUGAAGUUGAGCCUGGCGCUAAGGCUCAGAUUUCGUCAACAUUUGGUAUGAUUACUUGCCUUGCUGGUUUCAUCGGGGUUGUGUGCGGUUCAACGUUAGCGCAAGUCUUUGUUUUGAAGAUGUGGAAAAACGGAUAUAGAUUGAUCGCGAAAAGCAGCAAAGCUGACCCUUAUGUUUGCUCCCUAGGUGCGUUUCUGGCAGUGCCGUUUAUAUUCUCUGCAAUUAUUAUGUCGUCUAAUUACGUGUUUGGAACAUGGGUGCUUAUUUUUUUUGGUGUUACCUGCUGUUGUCUCAACUGGGCAGUUAAUAUGGAUAUGUUGAUGAGUCGUUUAACACAUGUUUUUUCGUUCCAGUACAUAGUUGUUCCUCAGUGUCGGUCCACAGCGACUGCUGUACAAACUUUGAUUUCACAUUUAUUUGGUGAUGCAACUUCUCCUUAUUUGGUUGGAUUAAUCUCGGAUUCUAUAAGAGGUAAGGAUUUUUCUGUAGUAGGCAGGUUCUUCGCGCUGCAAGACGCGCUGUAUUUCCCAGUGUUUUUGUUGGUGGCCGCCGGAGGUUUCUACCUUACUGCAAGCUUUACUGUUGAAGAAGAUAAGCGGGCCGCAUUUGAGGCAAUGCAUGCUUCGGAUUUCGAACCUAUAAUAAUAGUUGCGGAUGAAUCCGGCACAUCACAAGUACUAGAUGGAGUUGAACAGAGCUUGUUAUCUACCUCUUAA